Ictalurus punctatus (channel catfish) is the source of this 3682-nucleotide messenger RNA. RefSeq names its product talin rod domain containing 1 (gene tlnrd1). The transcript has a single exon. NCBI's taxonomy places the organism in Eukaryota, Metazoa, Chordata, Actinopteri, Siluriformes, Ictaluridae. Bases 2053 to 3120 code for a protein of 355 amino acids. The record is from RefSeq and is a predicted model, not a curated record. Gene Ontology annotation, molecular function: actin binding.
ACAAUUUUAUCGAGCUAAAGGCUACGCUAGGCUAAAACUAACGAUAAACUAUCAGUGGUCAUGUGUGAACCGCAACAUAGUGGCAAGGUUGGUCUGAAUGGCCUGGCUCUUGCCUAGACUGCAAAUCUGUGAUGACCCUAAAGACUGUAGAAGUGGAAUAAUGGCAAAAACAAGGAAGGAAGAGAGAAGCUGGAGGAGCUAGUAGCACGUAUCGGGUGUAAUUUUGCUCUUACGCCGGUAGUCGGGGCCUCGGGAAUUGAUGGCUUUAGUGUGGAAAUGAACCAACUUUACAACUGAAGACAAAUUAUGAUCAUCCGAGCGAGUGAAAAGUUUAUCAUUUGAAGGAAGCGACAGAGGGAACUGAGUGGAUAUGGGAUUCUUUUCGGCACGGAACUUCCUUUCUGGGAAUAAUGGACGCUUAUUCGGAAGAAAAAACCGUUGCAGUUUUGAAAGAAGCUCUCCCUCGCGCGCCGUGUUUCUGUUUCCCAACUGAAGCGCAGCCGCACCCUCUGACGGAUUAGCCAACAAGCUAGCUACAAAAUUUCACACAAAACUCGCAUUUCUCGGAGAAAUACAGUUUCAUUUUAGAAACAAACUUAUUAAUUUCGAAGGAAACCGUCUGUUAUCUCUCAACGCCUUGUUUCCCAUUUGAAGUAAAGCCGCACCCUCUAGUUUGCUUCCUCAUACAGACGAAGAGACCCCACACACAUAUUUAAAGCUGGAAUAAACCUCAUGUUGGGUCUCUUGAAACACCACUGGAUGGUGAUGGGUUAAAUAAAAGACAAACAAACGGGAUAUUUGUUUAAAACAGAUUUAAAUGAGAUGUGUACCAAGAGGAAAACCAAGCAGCGUGUGUGCCGGAUGGUAUCGUGGUUCCCAUGCUUUUUGCUGAGGAAGGUGCAUGAGAAAUAGACAGUAAUGCAUAACGGACCCGUGCAUCAGAAAGAACUGGCCAACAUCACUGGGUUACGAGUAAAAAGGAAGAGGUAUAAGCCAAGGGAAGUCAAAGCCUGGUCUUUUGGAGGUUGAAAGUCCAGCCUGGUGCUUUUUUGGAGUCUUUAUACAGUAGGCGUUGUGGGAUGAUGGUGCUGAAAGUGAAGGACCAUCAGAGAGAACUUCAUUCAAACUGCCGCUGUGUUACAGCCAUGACCCUCAGAGGCACUUUCCACUGGAGGAUCAAAAUUAACAAUGGCUCAUCUGGUUUUAGUCAUUUGGUGGAUUUCAUUUGGCCUCCUGCAACCACGAGAAGGGAAAGGACCUUUAAACGCCCGUCUGCUUGACAUGAAUUAACAACAACAACAAAAAACCUGACACAACUGUGGCAAUAGAUUUUUCACACCCUCAGAUUCAGUAGAGAAAGUGUUUUUGAUGAGGCAUAAGUUGAUUUCUGGAUGUCUGCAAUCAGCUGGCACUUUGCCUUGAUUUGAUCUCUUGUAUGGCACUGCAGCAAGUGUAUGGUUUAGUUUUUGUUUUUUGUUUUUUUUUGUCUGUAUGUGUGUCUAUAUAUAUACAUAUAUAUAUGUAUAUAUGUGUGUGUAUAUAUAUAUAUAUAUAUAUAUAUAUAUUUAUAUAUAUUUAUAUAUAUGUGUGUGUUUGUUGUUGGACCUAGAUAGAUGAAAAACAACCUGUGAAACUGUUCAGAUGUACCCAUGAUGUGAUUUUGUCAAAUUGCAUAAACAUUAAGGAGUUCCGCAUCAAUAUAUUGAAGGGAUUUUAAAUGUAGCCUUGAUUUUUGACCUCAUUCACUCAUUUAAAAAAAAAUAUAUAUAUAUCGCACAGAACAAGAUUUCCCUGAGUGAAGUUGCAUUAUCCUCUAUUUUUCUGAUUUUGCAAAUGUUUACUAAAAAAUUUGAUUUUGAGAUCGUAAACAGUGGAUAGAUAUUAGUAUAUUUUCUGAAGGACAACACUUUUUGGCCAGUUUCUCAGAGAAGGUGUGGUAUUAUUUCUGAAGACAUUGUCAUAUAAGUUAUGAAUUUGUACUGUGGAAUGUGUGGUGUAAUCUAUAUUUUGUACAAAAAAGAAAAUCCAGAAUAUUAGCUUGACCACCGUACUAUGGCUAGUAGUGGCUCGGGAAAGUCAGACAGCGAGGUUCCAACGUCCAACAUCCCGAGUGGCAGCUUGCAGCAGCGGAAAAGACUCUCAUCUGUUUGUGACACGUGCAAAAGCAAGAUGCAGCUGGUGGCGGAUUUGCUUCUGCUGUCCAGUGAGACGAGGCCGGUGAUGACGGCGGAUGGUGUGCCAGUGGCAGAGACUUUUGAGAAGUGUCGAGAUACAGUGAUUGCUAGGACAAAGGAGCUGUCCAUCAUCACUCAUGACAUUCAAAGCCAGCUUAACAUGGGGAAAUUCACGGAGGCCGGGGAGCGGUUAGUGGAAAUGGGCAAUCUGGUGGUGUCUCUAACGGAGUUUUCAGCUCAUGCUGCAUACCUGGCGGCAGUGGAGACACCGGGUUCGCAUGCUGCCAUUCCUGGAUUGGUGGAUCGCUACAAAGUGACGCGAUGCCGUCACGAGGUGGAUCAAACUUGUGCAGUCUUGCGCGUGACUCCACUAUCUGAUUUAACUCCCCAACUCCUCCUGGAAAUUUCCCAAAACAUCCGGAGGAACCUGACCACUCUCACAGAGGCCUCGUCUCUGGCAAGUGAGAAAUCCAAGGACCGGUUUGCCAAAGAGCAGUUCAAAGCCAGUGUAAAGUGCAUGAGCACGAGCGCCACCGCACUUCUCGCCUGUGUCAAAGAGGUGAAGACGAGCCCAAGCGAGCUGACACGUAAUCGCUGCGUGCUUUUCAGUGGGCCGCUGGUUCAGGCUGUCAACGCACUGGUGGGAUUUGCCACUGAGCCCCACUUCCUGGGCAAACCAGCUAACGUUAGCACCGAUGGUAAAGCGGUGCAGACGGCUGUAUUGGGAGGCGCCAUGAGUGUAGUUUCGGCUUGCGUUCUCCUCACACAGGGUCUCCGGGACGUAUCCCAGCAUGCAGAGAACAGCACCCAGAUGCCUACGUACCGAGAAAGGCUGCGCCAGUCAGCUUGCGCUGUCUCUGAUGGAUGCACAUUGCUCUCGCAGGCGCUCAGGGAACGAUCCUCGCCCAGGACUCUACCACCGGUCAACUCGCAUUCUGUGAAUUAAACAAUUAAAAGCCCAUUACAGAUAUUUUUCUCAAUGUACCAAAGAGACUAAUAUGCUUUAAGCCCAUGUUGUGUGAUCCUAUUGAGUGAAUGUAGUGAAUUUGUAAAAAUAUGUCUGUUCAACUAUUCCUGGGCAACCAUGGUGGCAGUUUUUUUUGCACUGGAUGUAAUAAAAAACCUAGCCAAAACUGACAUCACAACAUAUAUCUAACUUGUUUUCACUCACUGGUAGCCACAGAUUCUGUGGUGAUUCUGUAUGUUGGACUGAAAUUCUCAACUUAAAAGGAAAACUAGUGGAAAGUUUACCUCAGUUUUAGUGUCUGAGAGCAGCAGACAGAGUAAUGGUUGUAGUCUGAUGUGUGGUGGAUGUUAUUAAGAAAUGCAGUGAGAGUGGGGUGUUUGUUCAUGCUUUGUAUUCCAAUGUGUGAAUCUUUUGGAUUAAAGCUGCUGUGAGUGUGUGCCAUAGGUUUUACACUAUUUACCAGAAUUACAAUAGCUUUUUUUUCUGGAUCAUGCAUGUACUGGAGUAUUUAUUUCGACUUAUUAAAAAGUUGGUUCUCAUA